Rhinopithecus roxellana (golden snub-nosed monkey) is the source of this 842-nucleotide messenger RNA. RefSeq names its product translation initiation factor IF-2-like. Lineage: Eukaryota; Metazoa; Chordata; Mammalia; Primates; Cercopithecidae. The record is from RefSeq and is a predicted model, not a curated record. Gene Ontology annotation, cellular component: cytoplasm. The coding region runs from base 1 to 612 and encodes 203 amino acids. The transcript has 4 exons. Gene Ontology annotation, molecular function: GTP binding; ribosome binding.
AUGACCAAUGAGGAACACGCCCUGUACCGGGGCGUGGCACUGGGGAGCCCACCCCGGCCGCAUGCCAAUCAGCAGCACCCCCGCCCCACCUCUCAGCCGCCCGACAAGCCAUGUGGGCCCUGCGGGCCGCCGUACGCCCGGGACUGCGGCUCUCCCGCGUGGGCCGUGGCCUCCCGGCUCCGAGGGCAGCCGCGCCGUCCUGCCCCGCGCGCGCGCUCGCCACUGUCCGCCGCAGGGGCCCCGGGAAUCUGGAGGGGUCAUGGGGCGGAGGCGGGGUCUGCGGGCGGACGGCGGCCGAUGCCGCGCGGAAGACGACGAGGAGGAGCCGGAAGAUGCGGACGAGAAGGCGGAGGAGGAGCUGCUGCAGGGAGAGCCUCUGCUGCCGGCGGGGACGCAGCGCCCGAGUGGCAGGUGGCGGAGGCCACAGCACUGGUGCACACGCUGGACGGCUGGUCCGUGGUGCAGACAAUGGUCGUAUCCACCAAAUCACCGGACAGAAAGCUCAUCUUCGGCAAAGGAAACUUCCAACACCUGACAGAAAGAACUGGAAGCCGCGUGGAGGUGUUUGACCGCUUCACCGUCCUGCACAUUUCCGGUGCCACGUCCGCAUGAAGGAGUGGCCAGGAAUCCCCUACUGUUUUAAAAGGAACAUUUGUAGCCAGGAACAGACGUGCACAGGGGGCCCUGUGUACAGAGCGGGCCAGGCUCGUGUCUCUGUCGUUCUGAGGCUGCUGUCUGGGCUCCCGUGUGCCGGCAGCCCUGGGGAAACAACACGGACCCUGACCAGGGGUGGGGGCUCCAUGGAGCCAGGAAGAUGCUGUGUAUAUGUGUGUGUGUGUGUC